CGCGGGUUUGACGGGUGGAAGGACGUGGUCGGCUGCCAUGUCGGGCGAGGCGUUUGCCCAUCAGGGAGGUGCGAGUGCGAGGCGUAUGAGUGAGCCUGCGGUGGCGGCGACCCGGAUGAUGGUCCGUAUGCCUGGUGGCAGCGGACGUGGUGGUGCACAGUCUUGA
Acaulospora colombiana is the source of this 166-nucleotide messenger RNA. NCBI's taxonomy places the organism in Eukaryota, Fungi, Glomeromycota, Glomeromycetes, Diversisporales, Acaulosporaceae. The record is from the annotation of a GenBank genome assembly.